This is a messenger RNA of Dichomitus squalens LYAD-421 SS1, 1519 nucleotides long. RefSeq lists its product as uncharacterized. Lineage: Eukaryota; Fungi; Basidiomycota; Agaricomycetes; Polyporales; Polyporaceae. The record is from RefSeq and is a predicted model, not a curated record. Bases 194 to 1180 code for a protein of 328 amino acids. The transcript is spliced from 5 exons.
GCCUCUCACCUUUCCCCCCGUCAUCCUCGUCGGGUUGCUGCUCAUUGUCUGCCCUGGGGGCCAUUCCAUUCCUUUUCUUCCACCUUCGUCGCCGUUGUACGUGCUGUCGAGCCUCAGGGAGCCGGCUUCCGCAAUACUCGCCUCUGUUCUUACCCUCCGAGCUGCGCUACCGUCAAUAACUUCUGUCGCCAAGAUGCUCGGGUCAAAGUCUGCAACCGUCGCUCUCCUUCACCUCUUCUUGCUCUUCCUGGGUCCUGCCUCUGCGGCCCCAACGGACCUCACGAAACGCACGGAGCAAACCUCGUACCUCCGACUGGCCAGGGAUGGAGAUAAUCUGUCGCAGUCGACCACCGUCACGACCACCAGCACCCUCCAGACUGCCGUGGGUGCUAUGAUCCAGACGUGCACGAUCACGCUUGACCCCAUCACCGGAAACAAUGGCGAGCCAUUGGUGCGCGAGACCAAGUCGUGUACCGUGUCGAUGGCUAGCAGCGGGAACAAUGCCGCUGGCAACGGCGGCUCCAACUCAAGUUCUGCGGACUCCGGCUCGUCAUCGACAGACAGUUCCGCUGCUACGAGCACAGAUAGCUCCGCUGCCACUAGCACUGACAGCACUGGUGCCACGGCCACUGCUACGGACAGCAAUAGCGCAACUGCCACCGCGUCGUCGGGUUCACCAGGCGGAGUAAUCAGUGUUGACGGUACAACCUUGGUGUCUGGCACGGCCCUCCCGUCCGGGUCCACGGACACUGCGACGGGGACCGGCACUGCGUCAGGGCCCGCUGCUACUACUACCGGCGGCGCUGUCUCUCCCGGCGGAUUCUCCUCAAUUGACAGUGGUGCGAUAGCGACCGAAAGCGUCGAAUCCGGGAGUGCUUCUGGAACUGCGACCGCCACUUCGGCGGGUGCGUCCGGCUCCGCCGUGGGCGACGCGAGCGGCACCGCCACGUCUGCAGCAGACUCGGCCUCGUCUAGCGCGGCCACAUUCCAGCUCCCGGGUACCAAACUGUCUGUCUUGCCCAUCGGUCUGGGUGUGUUCGCGGGUAUCUCUGUCAUCGCGCUUAUUGUUGUCGGUCUCGUCACGUACGAGCGUACUAAGUACCGCAGGGCGUUCAGGCAGCGCAAGCUCGCAGAAUCGGGGGCGGGUAUGGGGUAUGGUGGAAUGGCGCAAGCCGCCUAGAUAUAGUUCCGCUAUCUAUUAGUUAUCUUACUGCGUUGCUGGAUCUUGCUUUGAUGCAACAUCGGGGUGAUCUGGUGUCGGACUGUACAUUGUGUAAUUGGAUGCGGUCCAAUGACAAGCGCUUGUUGACACCACGGACAGUAGGUUGUAUCAUAGGCCGGCGUAGUGUGUCGGUGUAUUGUACGAGACUCGGCUUUCGUUCUUCCUCUCGGUUUAUUCGUUGGCGUGCCGAUGAUCAAUGUUGCCGCCGUAGUGUCCUCAUUUAUAUGCACAUAUUGAUGAAAUUCUGUCUUUUGGCCAGCAGAUAUCUUGUUUUGUGCGGGUAACCGGCUUCAUGAC